GGAUUUUUUUGGUGAAAAUCCUGAAUAUUCAUCUCCCUCUCUCCCUCUCUCUCUCUCUCUCUCUCUCGGUGAAUCCUGAAUAUUCAUCUCCCUCUCUCUCUCUCUCUCUCUCUCCAUUUUCAAGAAAAUGGCCAUGACCAAUCUUCUAUCCACAACUCCAACCCCCCUCACCUUCUCUCUCAUCAAUCUCAAACACCCAUCACCUCUCCUCUCUCUCUCAACAAAACCCAGAACCGCAACCAGAAAACCCAGAACCCUAACCGUCCAAUCCAAAGGCAACAAAAACGACGACUCACAAACUGACCCCGCCGACCGCCUUAUCUCCGCCGUCACUUACUUCUUCCCCUUCUUCGACGGCAUCCAGUACGGCAAAUACGUCAUCACCCAAUUCACCCCUAUCCAAACCCUAGUCCAACCCUUAAUCCCCUCAAUUAGGGCUUUCAACAGCAUCCCCUUCAAUGGGUUUCUUGUCUUUAUAACCCUCUAUUUUGUCGUGGUCAGAAACCCUAAUUUCAGCAGGUACGUGAGGUUUAACACGAUGCAGGCUAUAAUCCUUGACACACUGUUGAUUAUCCCUGAUUUGGUGGUGAGGGGGUUCAAUCCAAAAGAUGGGAUUGGGUUGGAUUUCAUGAUGAGUUUGGAUAGCACCGUGUUUUUGUACCUUUUGGUGUGCUUGGUUUAUGGGUUUGGUUCUUGCUUGUUUGGUCAAGUGCCCAGAUUGCCGAUUGUCGCUGAUGCCGCAGAGCAAGUUAUGUGAAGUAAGUUUUCUUUUCUGCAACACGAAUACUUUGGUGAUCACGUUUGGUGACCACAUUUUGUGUACCACACAAUGAGUUGCGCCCCAUUUGUCAUGUAAUCGAGCACAUUAUACCAAUGCAAAUGUGACCCGUCACAUGGUCACCUUAGCAUUGCUCAUGUAAUUCAUUUUGUUGAGGUAGAAAAUGUUGAUUGAUUUUGUCUAA
Messenger RNA from Rhododendron vialii, 962 nucleotides. Its product is annotated as protein TIC 20-v, chloroplastic-like. Lineage: Eukaryota; Viridiplantae; Streptophyta; Magnoliopsida; Ericales; Ericaceae. The transcript is spliced from 2 exons. The record is from RefSeq and is a predicted model, not a curated record. The coding region runs from base 128 to 757 and encodes 209 amino acids.